Messenger RNA from Ooceraea biroi (clonal raider ant), 468 nucleotides. RefSeq names its product gastrula zinc finger protein 5-1. The record is from RefSeq and is a predicted model, not a curated record. NCBI's taxonomy places the organism in Eukaryota, Metazoa, Arthropoda, Insecta, Hymenoptera, Formicidae.
AUGAAGCGUUCCACGAGAUGUACAGUUAAACUGCGACUCUUCUGCGAUGGACUGCCGCGUGACAUUUGGAAGCAAUGCAAGGACGAGCUGCGUUGUCUAAAAUGCACCAAACGGUACAGCGACUGGCGCAGCCUACGGAAACACAUGAAUUUUUUCUGUCAAAUGGAGCCGCUCUAUCCUUGCCCGUACUGCUCUCAUAGAGCUAGAAUACCUACUUUGCUAAAGUAUCAUAUUGUUCGGUUUGGUCUGGAUGCGCAGCAAUCAGAAGACUCCUUCGGGGAACAAUCGGAUAAGCCCAACUUCGUGUGUCCUAAAUGCAACAAGGGCUAUGCUUGGAAGGCGAGCCUUCAGCGUCACUUGAGCACUGUAUGCGGCACAUCGCUCAUGUUCUAUUGCAACCUCUGUGGGUACAAGACCAGUCGCAAGGACGUUCUCUUCAGGCACAUACGACAUGUGCAUCCAAACUGA